CCCACUGCAACUCGAAUGUUCCUCGUCUGAUAUCUGAGCAGUCUUGGACCGCUUCUAUCUAUAGCAUCGCGACGUCGGCGUCGUCUCAUCUCUCCCGGUCAGUCGAACCGCGUCCUCUAAGUCCGCCAAGUGGUGCACCACCGUUUCUGCACGCGAUUUCACCCUCGAUCCACAGGAUCUAUCGCAACGCUUUGGUGACGACAAAAGUAUCUCCGAACAUUUGAAACUACCGAUACAACGUAUCAACGACUAUCAACUUUUACUAAAGGAGUUGGUAAGGUAUAGCGCUUGCCUUGGUGAGAACUAUCUCGAUCUUCAAAAGGCCCUAGAUUUGAUGCUAAGUGUCCCCCAUCGGGCACAAGACGACAAAUUUAUUUCUAGCAUCGAAGGCUACAAGGGUAGCAUCCACAAACUAGGGCGAUUACUAGCGCACGACAGAUUUAGUGUCACCUUCGAAGACAUAUCCAAAGAAAGAUAUCUGUUUCUUUUCAAGGCACGCAUCCUUGUUAGCAAAGUCAGAAGAAUAUCUGAAGACAGAUCUAUCUUUCAAGUCAAGGAUACUAUCCGGCUUUCGCAAGUAACAGUCAAAGAUCAUCCAGAAGACAAAUUUACCUUUGAGCUUAUUGACAAAGUUGGUGGACAAGUACUAGUUUUAAAGCUACACAGAGAAGUGAAAGAAUUUUGGUUAAAAGAAAUCAGAGAGUUUGCGAAGAAUCACGGUGAAAGUGAAGAAUCCGGUAGCGACGAACUCAAAUCACCACCUGCAGAAAAAACUGAAGAAGUAAAAAAGAAAACGAAAGAAAAAGACAUACAAAAACAAAAAGAACCUACUUUAAAACAACAGCAUCCAAAAGAAUCAGAAUUUCCAAAACCAAAGAAACAAAAAGUAGAAGAAAAACAAGUCACUGCUCAGACUGAAAUCAGAAAGACUUCGCUCACAAGAAAAGAUUCCAAAGAAGUUAGCGAUACAUUACAAACCCAAACAUCACAAGUUUCAUCAACCGUAACAAAAAGCGUCAACGAAAAAUUAGUAACAGAAAACAACACCGAAAACAAAGCUGUUACUGAUUUAAAAGUUGCCGUAAAAGAAGAUUUACAAAUAGAAAAAUUAGUGUCUACAAAAGAAAAAAUCAAGAGUUCUGUAGAAGCUACAAAAACUAGUGAAAUCAAGCAAACUCAAAUUGAAGAUCAGUUGAAGAAACCUGAAAAAGUAUCUAAACUAGAAAAACCCAAAGUAAAAUUACCAGGCAAAAACAAAACUCAGGAUAAUCUUAUUGCCGAGCUUAAACAAAAGCAAACCAAAGACUCGACAUUAACAUUAGAACAAACUGUACUUCCAACUGUAUCGGUAACAACCGAAACCACUUCUACCACUACAGACAUCUUAAAAUCUGACAGUGAAACUCUUAAACAAAUUGCAACACCCGAAUCCGAAACAGUUGAAGAUCACCAUCUUCGCAAACUCCAAGCGGUCGAACCGCUAAUCGAACUCCACAAACCCAGAGUUCUCGAAGAGGUUAUCCCGUACGUGAUCAAACCUCCACCCGAAUUAGUACCUGGUAGUGCUGUUGACAAGUUGUUUAGUGUCGAAAAGUCGGGCGUAAGUGAUAUUGUGUUAACCGAUUUUAAAGUAGGAAUUGAAGUCAAUGUCGAAGUAGGAGACGAAAUGAGUAGAAGGUAUACCUCGUCGGCUCGAUCAGAAGGUGGAUAUGAGUCCUCAUACACCAGACGGUCAGAGCUUGGUUUCCAUUCAACCGAUGGACUUUCAUCAUCUCGAUACAGUUCAGGUCUUAGUUCUAGUAAAUAUGGUACGGAUAGUAAAUAUGGUACGGAUAGUAAAUAUGGUACGGAUAGUAAAUAUGGUACGGAUUCAGCUUUAACUGGAGGAUCCAGGUAUGACAGUGCCUCAUCUAAAUACGGAAAAUAUAGUACAGAUCUGGGAGACUCUUCUGCGCUCACCUCUAGUUACAGUUCUAGAAAAACUUUGACUGGUGAUGCAGAUAACGACUACAGUUACAGUAGAAAAUCCAAAAUUUCUUUAGACGACGAUGACGGUGGCAGUUACAGCUAUUCAAGAAGAUUAACUAAAGGUGACGGAGACGUUGGUGACUCGUACGGUUCCUAUUCCAGAAAAUCUACCAGAUCAGUAGCAAGAACAACAGAAGGAUUAGGUGAUGAAGAUGGCUACAGUUUCUCGAGACGUAGCGUUAAAAGUAGAACAGAAGGAAUUGGUGACGGUGAUAGUUAUUCGGUUCGAAAAUCUAUAAGGACGUCUACCGAAGGAACUGGUAUAGAACCUUCGGAAACAAAUGAUACUUACAGCUACACUUCCAAAAGAGGCCUUGGAGCUGAUUUAGGCUCCAAAUAUUCCAUAAGAUCUGUAUCUAUAGAAGAAGAAAAAAGUGACGCAGACGAUCUGCUGUCUAAAUAUUCAAAAAAAUAUUCUGUAGGUAGUAAAGUACCUGGCGAUGAAGAAGAAGACAAAUACGCCAAAUAUACAAGAAAGUAUUCUAGAACUGAUUCCUCAUCGGAUAAAAAGUCCUAUGACGAAGAAGACAGCAAGUACAGCAGAAAAUAUUCGCGAAAUACUUCUAGAGAUACAAAGAAAGACGAUGAUGAAGAGGAUGCGUACGAAAAAUAUGCCAGAAAAUAUCUGAGAAAAGAUUCUGCAGUCGAAGAACAAACUAGUUCAAAAGCUAUAGAAUCAAAUAAAAGAAAAUCAAAAAAAUACGCUGAAAUAGAUGAUGAAGAGGUAUCAUCAGUAAAAAUUUCUAGCCAAUCAGCAAUCAAAGAAUCAGGUGCCAUUUCAGAAUCAUAUUCCUCAAAAGAAGCAAAAUCCGAAUCGUACGCUAAGGAAUCCACCGAAAGUUCAAAAAUCGAAUCAAAAUCAGAAGUAAUAUCCGAAAGUGUUUCUCAAACAGCUUCCGAAGCUACCGUUCAAAAAGCGUCAGUGGAAGCCUCCCAACAAUCUUCAGAUACAGUUUCGCAAAAGUCGUCGGAAUCUGUAAGCCAGAGAGUAGUAGAAUCAUCAGAAAGAACGGGAACUAAAGAAACAGUUGCAAUGUCAGAAUCGAGUUUACAGAAAGAAGAAAUUCAUGACCAUCUCUCAGCGGAGUCGAGAAGUGUUAGAGAGAAAUCAGCAGAAGAAAAGUUGGAUGAACUGGACGGCAGACCUAAAUUUAUUAAAACAAUUCAUGGCGCCAGCAUUGAACCUGGAAAAACUACUCACUUUGAAGCAACCCUUAGUUCUAAACCGAAAUCUUUCGUAUGGCUGAAAGACAACAAGCAGCUGAAUGGAGCCAACAAUUUCUCUGGGAGGUUGCAGUUUGGAUUUAACGAAGCAUCAAAUACAUUUCAAUUAACUAUUAAUGAUGCCAAAAAAGAGGAUAGUGGAAUGUAUUGUGCGGUAGCCAAAAAUGAAAAGGGGGAAUCCACUUGUUCGGCUCAGCUAGUUGUGCAUGAGUUUACUACAGAAGAGGCAGUUUCUAAAGCUAGUACAGAUAAGCCAGAAUUCCUAAUAUCCAUGAAAGAUGCUGAGCUGUUAGAAGACACAUACCUUCGAUUUAUGGUCAAAGUUGCUGGUGAACCACAUCCUGACGUUGCCUUCUUUAGAGAAGGAAAGAAGAUACCAGAGAAUUCGGAGAAAUACCAGAUCGUCAAAGAACAUGCUGAUAAAGGUUUCUAUGAGCUUGUGAUACCAGUGGUCAAAAAAUCAGAUGCAGGUUGUUACAAAUGUGUCGCUACAAAUAAACAUGGAGAAACGCAUUCAGAGUCAAACCUUACAGUAACUGACAACAAAAAAAUCUUCGAAGAAAUGCCAGAGGGAGAAAUUCUACCUCCAGGCGAAAAACCUGUCUUCCAUUGGAAAAAAGAUGGAGUACCGUUCGAACCUGAAGAACGUUUCAAAGUACUCAUGGGCGACGACGAAGAUUCCCUCGCACUUGUUUUCCAAAAAGUUAGGCCCGAUGAUGUUGGUCUGUACACGUGCGUUGCUCAAACUUCUAGAGGCCAUAUUAGUUGCAGUGCUGAGCUUACUGUUCAUGGAACUGUCAAUCAACUAUUCAGAGAACCAGAAAAACCAAAAUUGGUGGUCAUUAAAAAGGAUCCAAUUGUAAACGUUGGUGGAUCUGGUAUGUUGGAAUUGCAAGUCACAGGAUAUCCUAAGCCGAAUAUUAAAUUUAUGCACGAAGGAAAGACUAUCGAAGCAAGCAAAAAACAUAAAAUCUUAUACGAAGACGAAGAAACCGUCUCUCUUGUAAUUAAAGAUGUAGAAUCAACUGAUGCUGGAAAAUAUACAUUUACCGCUGAAAAUGAGUUAGGUAUUGAUACUGCGGAAAUGAGUCUAACAGUCAAAGCUCCGCCGAAAAUUAAAACUAAAAUGGAAGAUAUGUCAGCACAUGCUGAUCUUUUAUUAAAAAUGGAAGUAGAAGUUGAAGGUAUUCCCAAACCGUCUGUACAAUUCUACAAAGACGGUAAAGUCAUUAAACAAACCGAAAACAUUAAAGUCGUUGAAUCUGGACAAAAGCACAUUCUUCAAAUUGAGAAAACAACUCUAAAAGAUUCAGGUUCUUAUUCUGUUGUGGCAAGCAACGAAAUGGCUCAAGUGUCUCAAUUCUGGAAUUUGGACGUGUAUUCCAAACCAAAAUUGACUCAAAAGCUAGGAGCGGAAAGGAUAGUCUCGCAAGGUGAAAACCUCGAAUUGAAAGUGAAAGUCGAAUCAGAACCCAAAUCAGAAUUGAAGUGGUUUAAAGAUGAGGAAGAAAUCAAAUCCAGUGAACAUUACGUCAUUAAAGACGACGGUGAUACUUACAUGUUGAGAAUAACAGGAGCUGUUACUACUGAUGCUGCUCGCUAUAAGUGCAAGGCUAUUAAUAUUCAUGGAACAGUUGAUGAUGAAGUUACCGUCCAUGUCAAGAAACCACCUAAAAUAAUAAAGGGACUAACAGAUAUGACUGUUGUAGAGAAUGAUAAAAACGUUACGCUUGAUGUCAAACUAGAAGCUUUUCCCAAACCAACAGUUAAAUGGUAUCUUGAUGAAGUAGAAAUUAAAGAAACUAGAACUGAAUUUACAAGAGUAGAAGUAGAUGAUGGAGUCAAAUUGGUAAUCAAAGAAGUAACUAGUGAACUUUCCGGACAGUACACAUGCAAGUUAAGCAACGAAUGCGGUGGAGCUGAAACUAGUGCCAAGUUGACAGUAAAUUGUGCUCCUCGCAUUAUCAAGCAUCUUAAAGACACAACCGUUGAAGAAGGCGCCACCUUACACUUGGAAGUAGAGGUUGAGGGUUGUCCAACACCAACUGUGAAAUGGUUAAGAAAUGGCCGUGAAGUUUCUGCUGAUGCUAGAAUAAAAAUAAGCAGAGAUACUCAUAGACAUGAAACAUUUAAUCUUGCCGUUAAUCUUAUAAAGUACGAAGAACAAGGAGAGUAUGAAGUCAUCGUCACCAAUGCACUUGGAACUGUCAGCAGCAAAAGCAUUGUUACCGUACAUAAAGUAACACAUACAGACGCAAUUGAAGAAACCGAAGAAAUUCCGCAAGUUGACAUUGUCCAAGGAAAACCUAAAGUUGCCAAAGAAGCGGAUAUCGAGGAGAAGGUGGAUGUAGAAGUAGAAGAAUCGAAGAAACCCGAAGUUAAAGAUAUUCAUGACAAACCGAAAGGUCCUAAACCCGAAAAAUCUAAACUAGAGAUCAUAGAAAACGAAAUAAAAUCCCCGGAACCCCUAAUCGAAGAACCGGAUUCACCAGCUUCAAGCAAAAUGCCUAAUUUCGCUGAUAUUGAAGAAGCAGAAGUUAUUGAAGUUGAAGAAAAUUUAAAUAAAUCGAAGCAACCCGUUGAAGAAGUGGUACCAAAACCGAAAUCAAAGCGAGGUCUAUCUAUUCAAAUUGAAGAAAUUGAUAUAACUGAAGCUGAAGUAGCUACACCAGUGGAGGAAAAACAACUAGGUAAAAAAUCAAAAACUGCAAAAGCAGCAUCUGUAGAAUCUGCUGAAGUCGGUGACGUUACCUCCGACUUAAAAGCUAAAAAAAUUGAACCUGCAGAUGAUAAUAAUAAUAACAAAAAAUUGCAACGAGGAAUAUCAGCAACGAAAGAGGAUGCAGAUUUAAAUAAAGAUAAACUAAAUAAAGAACCGCAAUCGUUAAAUGAGACAGAUGUGGAUGGAAACAAUAAAGGUCCAAAGAGAGGUCAAAAAGCUACUGUUGAAGAGCCGCUAGCAGUAGAUAAAGAUGAAGACUUUUUCGGAAAAGGCGAACAAACAAAGUUGGAUAGGCAGGAAAGUCAAAAAGGAAAACGAGAUGACGAUGAUGAAAUAGAUGAAAAAACUGAAGAAUUGCUUAAAAGAGCUCAAAAACAAAGAAGUAUGGUUGAUGAUGUUUCCGAUAAACCUGUUUUAACCGAAGAUACUCAAAAACCAAGUAAAAUUGGAGAAGCCGAGCCAAUUGUUUUGGGUACUAACAUGAAGGAUGGUUCUCGUCCCGAAUCCCUUGAUGUCACCUACAUCGUGAAAGGAUUUGCAAACCCUCCGCCAGUAGCUACUUGGACUUUAGACGGCAAAGAACUCAAACCUGAGGGCAAUUUGAGAAUGAAGAUAAGCCAGAACGGCGAAGAGUUUAAGUUGGAAAUACAAAAACUCGAUUUAAAAGAUGCUGGUGUAUAUGAAUGUAUUUUAAGUAAUCCGGUUGGGAAGACCGUCCAACGGGCUGUACUCGAAGUAACACCUGAAAAAGAUUUGAGGCGUCCUAAGAUAAAAGAAGGUUUAAAAGAUCAAUCUGUAGUAAAGAAGACCCAUGUACUGUUUAAAGCUGUCAUUAUUGGUGAUCCAGUUCCAGAUAUUACAUGGUGUAGAAACGGAAAAGAAAUUUCAAAUGAUGAAUUCGAGAAACAUAAAAUAAUUCUGGAAUCAGAAGACCAUGAAAUCGAUGAUGGCCUUAAAGAAUGCACUUUCACUUUAGCUAUACCCAGGUGUGAAACUUCUGCAACUGGCAAGUAUACCAUCAAAGCGAAAAAUAAAUGGGGAGAAGCCGAAAGCAGCGCUUCAUUGAACAUCUUAAUGCGACCUGAGAUAGAUGGUCCUUAUGACACUAAAGUUGUUCCAGGAGAAGCCACCGAAUUUACGGUAGUCGUACAAGCCAAUCCCGAACCCUACGUGGUUUGGACCAAAGAUAACGUUGUCGUAAAACCCAGUGAUCUUAUCAAGAUCGUCGAAGACAAAGCUAAUAAUACUUACAAACUAGUUUUCCACGAUGUUAAAUUAGGUGAUGAAGGUUACUACAAGGUCACUGCGAAGAACGAGUUGGGAGAGGCGAGUUCUGAAGCUAGGCUGAGGACUAUUAAAGAAGCAGAACCUACGACUGAAAGACCUAAAUUCAUCACUGGAUUAUUUGAUGACCAAGUUCCACAGAAGAGUGAACUCAUUUUGAUGGUCAGAGCCGAUGGUCUACCCAAACCAGAAAUUCGUUGGUUUGUUAACGGAAAGCCAGUUAUCGAAGAUGAAAACAUCAAAAUCGAAACAACUACUGAAGCUCAGGUUACCAGUAAAUUGAUUGUCAAGAACUUUGACACUGAACAUGAAGGAAUUUACAAAGCUAUGGCAAUAAACGUAGUGGGGGAAGCAGAAACUACAUCAAGAGUAUUAAUGGAACAAACGGCUCCUUCGUUUGGCAAAAAGUUAGACAGAAACUUGGAUGUUAAUGAAGGCGAACCACUAGAACUUAAAGCGAAGAUAUCUGGCAGUCCUUCUCCAAAAGUAACCUGGUACAAAGAUGGAGAACCAAUAUCACCUGAUGAUGAAAAUAUAAAGACAACCUUAUUGCCAGAUGGUACCGUAAAACUCAGUAUUGAUAAAUGUAAACCAUCCGACAGUGGAGCUUAUAAAUUAGUAGUUAAAAACAGAAAUGGAGAAAGUGCUUGCCUUUGUGCUGUAGCCGUAACACAAAAACCGAAAAGACCCACUUUCCUUAAGUGCUUUAAAGACACCAAGGUUCCUCUUGGUGAGUCUUUACGCCUGGACGCCAAAGUUGAAGCUUUUCCACCUCCAGAAAUAAAAUGGUUAAAAGAUGGUAUUCCCCUCCGGGCUUCAUCGAAUAUUCAUUUUGAAAAUCAUCCAGAUGGUCGUAUUGCUCUUGUUAUUGAUAUGAUGAAACCUGAAAAUGCCGGUAACUAUCAACUAUUGGUGACUAAUAAAUUAGGUGAAGCAAUUGGAGAAGCUAAAGUAGAAGUCGAAAAGAGACCCGUUAAACCUGAAUUCAUCAAAAAACUUAGCCCUCAAACAGUUGUCGAAGGUUUUCCAGUCAAAUUAGAAGUAAAAGCUGAUGGAUUCCCAACUCCAAAGAUUACUUGGUCUAGAAAUGGUGCUGAGGUGAUAUCAGACAACAAACAUAUAAAAAUAAUAGAUCAACCAGAAGAUUGUUCAAGUGCCCUUUAUCUAGAUAGCGCAGACAGAAUGCGCGAUGCUCUAAUUUACAAAGCUGUUGCAAGCAAUGAAGCUGGAGAAGCUGAAACAUCAGCUCUAUUAACAGUUCAAGAAGCUUCUAACUCCGAAGAACCCGAAGAAAGACCUCAAUUCCUACAUUCCAUUAAAGAUACAAUUACAGACGAAGGUCAACCUUUGGUUAUUCAAGCUGCUUUCACUGGAAAUCCUAUUCCAAGUGUUGAGUGGACUAAGGAUGGGCAGCCAAUUGAACCUUCAGAGAGAAUAUUAAUGACUUGCGAUGGAAGACGGAUUGGUUUAAAAAUAGAUAAAGCCUUGCCAUCUGAUGCAGGAGUUUAUGGCGCAAAAAUUGUUAAUCCUUUGGGAGAUGACUGUUCUCAAGGAAAAGCAACUGUUAGAAAAGUAUUCAUGGCUCCUUCAUUUACACAAAGAUUUACUGAUUUACAACAAUUGCCAAACAGAGACGCUAAACUUCCAUGCCGAGUAACUGGUGUACCACAACCCGAAGUAUUAUGGACAAAAGAUGGAGAACCUAUUAAGAAUUCAGAUAAAUAUACCAUUAAGAGAGAUGGAGAUCUCUGUUGUUUGUAUAUCAUGGACUGUCAAGAAAAUGAUGCUGGUAUCUAUAGAGCAACUGCUAUAAACAAAGAAGGCCAAGACGAUUGUACGGCAUCUCUUGAAGUUGUUAAAGAAAUCAAACAAGCUAAGAAAAUUGAACCACCAGUAUUCUUGAAACGCAUUGGAGACACAGAAUUAUUCAAAGCUAUGACAGCCAAGUUUACGGCCUGUGCAUCAGGAAUUCCAGAACCGAAUGUAGAAUGGUUUCACAAUGAUAAAAAAAUAUUCCCUUCGACAAGAAUUAAAAUGGAUAAAGAUACAGCCGGGUUACUUAGACUUACCAUCGCCGGAGUAGAUGAAGACGAUCUUGGAAAGUAUUCUUGCAAAAUAUCCAACGAACACGGAAGUGAUAUAUGUCAUGCAACUUUGAAAUUCGACGAAGGUCUUGAAACCAAACCCAAACGCCCAAUCACUGACCAGUAUACAGACUUCGAUAAAUACAAAAAAAGCGGCGCUCCUAUGCCAAUAUCUGAUCCACCGAUUAUCUCUCAGAUGACAGACAGACACUGCACAUUGUCCUGGAAACCAUCAAUUCCUUCUGGACCUAGAGAACCGGUUACUUAUCAACUCGAAAUGUGUGAAUUGCCUCACGGCGAUUGGUUUACAGUCAGGUCUGGUAUCAGAAGUUGUACGUGCGGGGUACGAAAUUUGGAGCCGUUCAGGGAUUACAAAUUCAGGGUUAGGGUUGAGAACAAAUAUGGAAUUAGCGAUCCUUCGCCGUACGCUAUAACUCACAGGGAAAAAUUAGAGCCUGACUUACCCAAAUUCCGGCCCUACCUUCCUCCUGAGAUCGAUUUCCGUCCAGAGACAUCUCCCUACUUCCCUAAAGAUUUCGAUAUCGAAAGACCACCACACGAUGGUAUGGCUCAAGCUCCAAGGUUCUUACGUCAAGAACACGAUACCCAAUAUGGAGUUAAAGAUCAGAACACUAAUUUAUUUUGGUUCGUCUAUGGGUAUCCAAAACCAAAGAUGACUUAUUACUUUAACGAUGAACUCAUAGAACCAGGCGGUAGAUUCGAUAUGAGCUACACUAGAAAUGGGCAGGCAACAUUGUUUAUUAAUAAAAUGCUGGAGAGAGAUGUGGGAUGGUACGAAGCAGUAGCUAGAAAUGAACAUGGAGAGGCAAGGCAAAGAGUUCGUUUGGAAAUCGCUGAAAUACCUUACUUUAUUAGAAGACCAGAGAUUGAUUAUUGUAUGCUUAGAGGUAAAGCAAAAUUCGAAGCCAGAAUUGUAGGCGUUCCAUAUCCAGAAAUCAAGUGGUAUAAAGACUGGAAACCAUUGGCACCAUCCACAAGAAUAAAGAUUGCAUUCAUCGAACCUGAUAUAACAGUAUUAACAAUUCAUGACCUUAUUUUGAAAGACGAAGGCUUGUAUUCAGUGAGUGCUCGUAAUGUUGCUGGAUCGACAUCGGCCAGCGCUAUGCUCUACGUCGAAGAAAACGAGCAAGAAUAUAAACUAAGAAACUAUUCGAAUUUGGCUCCGAUUAGACCUAAGAAACGUACUUACACUGAUUUCUACGAUAUCGGAGAUGAAUUGGGACGAGGAACGCAAGGAAUUACAUCGCACGCCGUUGAAAGACUUAACGGCCGUAACUAUGCUGCCAAAGUUAUGUAUGGUUCAGGUGACUUAAGACCAUGGAUGUACAAUGAAUUAGAUAUUAUGAAUGAACUUCGCCAUAAGAAGCUUAUUUCGCUUCAUGAUGCCUACGAGACCGAUGAUUCGUUGGCGCUAAUUCUUGAGCUCGCGUCCGGUGGUGAAUUAGUAAGAGAUUAUCUGUUAAAAACGGAUUACUACACAGAAAGUGACAUCGCCGGAUUCAUGAGACAGCUGCUUCAAGGCCUGGAUUAUAUGCACGAUCGAGGAUAUGCUCAUAUGGGCUUAAACUUGGGAGAUCUCCUAAUCUCACAUCCAGGUGGAGACGAUCUCAAAAUCACAGACUUCAGCCUCUCAAGAAGAAUUCAACACGGUAACUUCUACCCUCUAAAGUACGGUAUGCCGGAGUAUGUAAGUCCUGAAGUAAUCAAUGGAGAUGGCAUUGGUUACGGUCAAGAUAUGUGGAGUGUCGGUAUCAUCACAUACAUCCUGUUAUCUGGAAGAUCGCCUUUCAGAGGUGACAAUGACAGAGAAACUUUAACGAAUAUCAAAGCCGGCAAGUGGAUGUUCGAAGAAGAAUGGUGGUCGAAGAUCAGUGUAGAAGCCAGGGAUUUCAUCAGCAGGUUAUUGGUUUAUGAUACUGAAGGAAGAAUGGAUAUUAGAACUGCCUUGCGGCAUCCUUGGUUGGAGAGAGCUGAUAAGAGAUAUUCUGAUGACUUCCAAAUUAGAUCUACGUACCUUAACGAUUAUUGGAGACUAUACAGAGAAUGGUAUGACAACGCUUCAUGCAGGAGAUGGUUCAGACGCAGGCCUUUGGAAGGAGCCUUUACUCAUCCCUCAAAAAUGGUAUAUCCACCAGGAGAAUAUGAUACACCUAGAUCAACUCCGACCCCAUUGGAUAGAACACCCAGAACCAGACAACCAUGGGAAGAUCAAUUGCCAACAAGAUCUCCUCUUAAUUAUGAAAUCGGUGCUUUCAGAUCAGAAAGUCAUUAUCAAAAUGGACCAGACACAUAUCUUUUGCAAUUGAGGGACGUUGACUUCCCAGUUCGUCUACGUGAGUAUAUGAAAGUGGCAGCUAAUCGUGGACCCGGAGCAGGAUACAUCAUUUCAGAUGAAAAUGGUUAUGAUUGGGCAACUCCUAUCAUUCGAGAAAGACGUAGAUUUACCGACGUAAUGGAUGAAGAAAUCGAUGAUGAAAGAAAAGCUCGCAUAUAUAGAUACGGCUCCGCUGAAAGGGAACCCACAAGCAGAAGAAUUAAACACGAACUUGGAUCUCGAUUGGAUGCUUACGUGGAAGCUGAAGCUUUCCUGGAAUCUAAACAUGACGGACGUCUACCAUUCUUUAGAGAAAAACCCAAUUUUACAGCAAUGCAAGAAGGAAAAGAUUUAGAACUGACGUGCUUAGCUGUAGGUGAACCUCAACCAAUCGUACAGUGGUUUAAAAAUGACUCAAUCGUCGCAGAAUCUCACAGAAUCAAAAUCUUUACUGACGCAGACGGUAGAUCCCAUUUCAAAUUAAGUCCAGCACUUAACUUCGAUCAAGGUGCCUAUAAGGUUGUAGCCCGCAACAAGAUCGGUCAAACCAUCGCUAGAACAAGAAUAGUAUUGGGUCUUGUACCAGACGAACCAGAUAGCCCUGAAGCGCAACAAGUAUCAGAUACGGAAAUUUUGCUUAUUUGGAAGCAGCCCAAAUUUGAUGGAAAUGCUUCGGUAAUCUGCUACAGUUUGGAGUACAAGGGUGCCGAUGAAUUGGACUGGGUUAAGAAGGCUGAUAACAUUGACCAUGAAUUUUAUCUUAUUAGCGGUUUGGAAUCCAACAAGAGCUACAUAUUUAGAUUGGCAGCCAAGAAUUCGAUCGGCUGGAGUGAUGCUGGCGUACCUUCAGCAUCCAUUACUACAAAACCUGCUGGCUCACAAAAAAUAAAAUUAAGUAAAGCGAUGCAGCAUCUCCAACAAAUGACUGACAGUGGCAGGGAAGCAGAACAAGAAAGAAGGGUUCAUCUAGAUUAUAAAUUGGAAUCAACACCGGUCGAAUGGGAAGACUCAAAUGUUCAAGAACAUUACAAUUUUAUAUCCGAGAUUUCCAGGGGUAGAUUCUCUGUAGUUCUAAAAGGCGUCGAUAAGCGAAGCGACACAGUAGUAGUUGCCAAAAUUUUAGAUUAUAAUGAAAAAACCAGAGAAGAUGUUGACGGUGAAUUUGCAGCUCUUCGAUCUCUAAGACAUGAAAGAAUAGCAAGCCUUUUAUCAGCUUAUCGCACAAACGGUACGGCUGUACUUAUCUUGGAGAAACUUCAAGGUGCCGAUAUUCUUACAUAUCUGGCGAGUCGACAUGAGUAUUCAGAACAAACGGUUGCCACAAUUGUCUCACAGAUAUUGGAUGGAUUACAAUAUUUACAUUGGCGAGGCCUGUGUCAUUUGGAUUUACAACCUGAUAACGUUGUCAUGUGUGGAGUGAGAUCAGUCCAAAUUAAAUUAGUCGAUUUAGGAUCCGCUCAUAGAGUUACAAAAUUAGGAACGGAAGUUCCAAUUGUUGGACACCCAGAGUAUAUUUCACCUGAAGUUCUGGCCCAAGAACCUGCAUUCCCACAAUCCGACAUCUGGACCGUUGGAGUUCUAACUUAUGUAAUGCUAUCUGGAACUGUACCAUUCCGAGGAGACGAUGAAAACGAGAGCCGUCAAAAUAUUUUGUUUGUUCGUUAUAGGUUCGAGAAUUUGUUCCAAGAAGUUACGCAAGAAGCAACUAGAUUCCUUAUGCUACUGUUCAAACGUCAUCCCAAUAAACGACCAUCCCCUGAAGAAUGCCACGAAAACAGAUGGUUACUACCUUCGGAUUACAUGAUCAAAAAACGAGAGAGAGCCGUAUUCUUAGGUCACAGAAUUAAAGAAUAUUCAGAAGAGUACCACAGCCAUAGAGAACAAUCUUCGCAACAAUCUAAAGGCGUAUCGGGAAUAAAAUUAAUAAGAUCGCAAAGUAUACAAGAGGAAUUAUUGACUGCGCCUUAGCAACUACAUACAUGUUAAUGUAAAUAAUGUUUAUAUUUUACUGUUAUACUGUUUCUACUAUGCAAAAUAUAAUUUUUGAUCAUUUUCUUGUGAUUUUCGCUAAAUAUAUUUAAACUUUUCUGUUUAACUAAAAUAAAAACAAACAAAAAAACUGUUGAAUCAUGUUUUAUAUAAAAAACGGUAUCGGUUAUAUCAUUGUAUU
Psylliodes chrysocephalus is the source of this 13847-nucleotide messenger RNA. The record is from the annotation of a GenBank genome assembly. NCBI's taxonomy places the organism in Eukaryota, Metazoa, Arthropoda, Insecta, Coleoptera, Chrysomelidae.